UACAGAACCUUCUCAGGAAGUAAUAACCUAAAAAACCCCAUAAGCAAUUACCACAAUGCCAUUGCACUUCGAAACUCUUCAAUUGCAUGCUGGUCAAGAAGUUGAUUCAGCUACUAAGGCUCGUGCUCCACCAAUUUACGCUACUACAUCUUAUGUCUUUGACGAUUCCAGAGAAGGUGCCCAACUUUUCGGCUUGGAGAAGCCAGGUAACAUCUACUCCAGAAUCAUGAACCCAACCACUGAUAUCUUUGAGAAGAGAAUUGCUGCAUUGGAGAACGGUGCUGCUGCUCUUGCAGUUUCUUCUGGUCAAGCUGCGCAGUUCACUGCCAUUGCCGCCUUGGCUCACUCUGGUGACAACAUUGUCUCUACUUCCUUCCUUUACGGUGGUACUUACAACCAGUUCAAGGUUGCCUUCAAGAGAUUCGGUAUUGAGACUCGUUUCGUCGAAGGUGACGACCCAGCCGAUUUCGAGAAGCUUAUUGACGAAAAGACCAAGGCUGUCUAUAUUGAGUCCAUCGGUAACCCAAAGUACAACAUCCCAGACUUUGAGAAGAUUGCCGAAGUUGCCCACAAGCACGGUGUUCCAGUGGUUGUUGACAACACCUUUGGUGCUGGUGGUGUCUUUGUCAAGCCAUUGGACCACGGUGCUGAUAUCGUGACACACUCUGCUACUAAGUGGAUCGGUGGUCACGGUACUACCAUUGCGGGUGUCGUUAUCGACUCUGGUAGAUUCCCAUGGAAGGACUACCCAGAGAAGUACCCACAAUUCUCUAAGCCAUCUGAAGGUUACCACGGGUUGGUGCUUAACGAUGCCUUGGGUAACUUGGCCUUUAUUGGUCAUGCCAGAAUUGAGAUCUUGAGAGACUUGGGUGCUACUUUGAACCCAUUCGGAUCUUUCUUGUUAUUGCAAGGUCUUGAGACUUUGUCCCUCCGUGUUGAGAGACAAGGUCAAAACGCUUUGGCUUUGGCUAAGUACUUGGAGAAGUCCCCAUACGUUUCCUGGGUGUCUUACCCAGGUUUGGAAUCCCACCCAUACCACGAGAACGCUAAGAAGUACUUGAGCAACGGUUUCGGUGCUGUCUUGUCCUUUGGUGUCAAGGCAUUGGAUGAAACUCCAGAGGAUGUUUUCCUCAAAUCUGGUCCACAAGUUGUUGACAACUUGCAGAUUGCUUCUAACUUGGCUAACGUUGGUGACUCUAAGACAUUGGUCAUUACUCCAUACUACACUACUCACCAGCAGUUGUCUCACGAGGAGAAGUUGGCCUCUGGUGUCACUGAGGACUUGAUUAGAGUUUCUGUCGGUACUGAGCACAUUGAUGAUCUUAUUGCCGACUUUGAACAAUCCUUCAGCAAGGUUUUCGGUAAGUAGAUUACAUAGAAGUGAUUACGAAGAAUUGAUGUUUUUAAACGGUUUGAA
Molecule: messenger RNA, 1417 nt
Organism: Williopsis jadinii
Lineage: Eukaryota; Fungi; Ascomycota; Saccharomycetes; Phaffomycetales; Wickerhamomycetaceae
Gene: MET17
Product: bifunctional cysteine synthase/O-acetylhomoserine aminocarboxypropyltransferase MET17
Exons: 1
Coding region: 56-1369 (437 amino acids)
Biological process (GO): transsulfuration
Molecular function (GO): pyridoxal phosphate binding; transferase activity, transferring alkyl or aryl (other than methyl) groups
Source: RefSeq, a predicted model, not a curated record